CGAGAAGCAGCCUGUUGAAUGUGACAGGCAGCCAAUCAGAAAGCGCGGUGACGUAACGGAGAGGAAUCUCAAACAGCUGUCAUGGCAACUGAGAGUCCGGUGGACAUCGGAGCUGUGGAUCUCAGGAUUGUUCUUGUUGGGAAAACUGGAAUCGGCAAAAGUGCAGCAGGAAACACCAUUUUAGGGAAGAAAGCUUUCAGAUCUACACUCUCUUUCUCCUCUGUGACAUCAGUCUGUGAGAAGGAAACCAAUGUUUUUGCUGGUCAAAAUCUGGCUGUUAUUGAUACUCCAGGUCUGUUUGAUACGGAGAAAACUAAUGAAGAGGUUGUGACAGAAAUCGCUAGAUGCAUCAGCAUGGCGGCUCCUGGUCCUCAUGUCUUCCUGAUUGUUCUCCAACCGACCAGAUUCACACCAGAAGAAAAACAAACAGUGGAAAUAAUCCAGAAAAUGUUUGGAGAAGCAGCAGCCAAAUACACCAUGAUCCUGUUUACCCAUGGAGACGAGCUGAAAAGGGGAUACAAGACAAUGAGAGACCUGUUAGAAACAUCCCAGCCUCUAAAAGAGAUCAUCAGUCAGUGCUCCAUCCUGGAGGAAUUUGAAGAUAAAUAUCAUGUUUUUGACAACACAGUUGAGGAUCCUGAUCAAGUCAGGGGAUUGCUGCAGAAGAUCAAUAGAAUGGUUCAGAGAAAUGGAGGGAGUUUCUACACCAAUGAGAUGUUUGAAGAGGCGCAGAAAGCCGUCCAGGAAGAAGCGGAAAGACUUCGCAGACAGAAUCCAAACAUCAACCCUCAGGAGGCCAGAAAGAUGGCAGAGAGCGACAACCCAUUUAUCCGUGCUGUUCUGAAGGCUCUUUGUGCUGCAGCUGAAGUUGUAAUUGGAGCUUUAGCUGAAGCUGUAGCUGGAGCUGUAGCUGUAGCUGUGGCUGCAGCUGCUCAAGCAGUGACAAAGAAGGCCUGUGUCAUACAGUAAUGAUGUGUGUGAUGUUUUGGCCGCAGCUUAUUAAAUCCUGAUUUUUAUAAAUAACAAAAUAAGUGCCAGUAAUAAGCAGAUUACGUAAUAAGCAGCACAUAUACUAAUUAAUUCGUAAUUAAUCAGUUACUGAAAUAUUUAAACAGCGGCAGCAGAACUGAGCAAGGAAGAGUUAUUAUCUCUUAAUUAUGAGGCUGUUGGUUUGAUUGAUUGAUUUAUUCAUAUCUUUAGUUGUCAAUCAGCCUGAUCAAUAUUGCAAAAUGUGAAAAUCUGAAGAUGCUUUGUGAUUUACAGGAGCUUGAGCUGACAGUAACCAUAACAAAUACAUUUCAUUUAACGAUACAUUUUAUUAAAAUGAUGAUUUCCUCUGAUGCUGGACAAGAAAUCUUUUUAUAAUCUGGUGAUUAAAAAUAUUGCUUGCUGGUUUAUGUAACGUAAAGACAAGUUAUGGACAUUGUUGAUUUGUGUUAUUUCCUCGUGUUGCUAAAGCGCUAAUAAAGCUUUUAAAAAGAAAUAAUGAA
This is a messenger RNA of Xiphophorus hellerii (green swordtail), 1490 nucleotides long. RefSeq names its product GTPase IMAP family member 9-like. The transcript has 2 exons. NCBI's taxonomy places the organism in Eukaryota, Metazoa, Chordata, Actinopteri, Cyprinodontiformes, Poeciliidae. Bases 82 to 969 code for a protein of 295 amino acids. The record is from RefSeq and is a predicted model, not a curated record. Gene Ontology annotation, molecular function: GTP binding.